Messenger RNA from Lolium rigidum, 555 nucleotides. Its product is annotated as defensin-like protein CAL1. Gene Ontology annotation, biological process: defense response. The coding region runs from base 1 to 243 and encodes 80 amino acids. The record is from RefSeq and is a predicted model, not a curated record. The transcript has 2 exons. Lineage: Eukaryota; Viridiplantae; Streptophyta; Magnoliopsida; Poales; Poaceae.
AUGGCACUCUCUCGUCGCAUGGCCGCCUCCGCCCUCCUCCUCCUGGUUCUCCUCGUCGCCACAGACAUGGGGACGACGAAGGUGGCGGAGGCGAGGCACUGCCUGUCGCAGAGCCACAGGUUCAAGGGCACCUGCAUUAGGAACGGCAACUGCGCCAACGUGUGCAUGACGGAGAACUUCCCCGACGGCGAGUGCCAGACUCGGGGCCUCGAGCGCAAGUGCUUCUGCAAGAGGGUCUGCUAGCCGGCCGGCCGGCCGCCGCAUUGCUGCCUCUCUGCCGGCGAUUAGUUCCUCCGUUGGAUCGAUUAGUUGUUCCUGUGUUGCUAAUCUUGUGCGCGCCCGUCUCUGCUGUUCUAGUUAUUAGUUGUUUCCUCCGCGCGUUUAGAAUAAAGUAGACCCUGAAAUUAAGUGCUGCUCGGGACCGCGAGAGAUUUUGCGCGUGCAAAAUCAAAACCUCGCACCGUUGCGGCUCUGCGUCCGGAGGUCUGUCUACGUAAUUCAGUGUCUCCUCGUGCUUGUCAAGAUGCUGCUGCUGCCAUGUAAGCUCGUUCCAUG